AUGACCACCCGAUUCAAGAAGAGCCGCAAGAUGCAUGCCCACCGCAAGAGGGGGCAUGGACGAAUUGGCAAGCACCGCAAGCAUCCGGGUGGUUGUGGAAACUCGGGUGGCCAGCACCACCAUCGCAUUAACUUCGACAAGUACCACCCGGGCUAUUUCGGAAAGGUCGGAAUGCGCAAUUUCCACCUCAUCAAGCAUGGCAAGGUCAUCCCCACCAUCAACGUAGAGCGCCUCUGGUCACUGGUGUCAGAGCAGACACGAUUGUUCUACAAGGACAAGACAGACAAAGCUCCCGUCAUCGAUAUCAUGAAGGCUGGCUACAUGAAGGUGUUGGGAAAGGGCCAGCUUCCCGAACAGCCGGUAAUCGUGAAGGCACGCUACUUCACCAAAGAGGCAGAGGAGAAGAUCAAAGCCGCAGGUGGUGUCUGCGUGCUGUGCGCUUGA
Messenger RNA from Symbiodinium sp. CCMP2456, 444 nucleotides. The record is from the annotation of a GenBank genome assembly. NCBI's taxonomy places the organism in Eukaryota, Dinophyceae, Suessiales, Symbiodiniaceae.